CAGCUCUUCAUCAUUUGUUCUGUUUAAAGAUACACCGAACGGUCAAAAACAUGCCUAAAGGAAACCCACCCAAGAAAAAACUGAAGCAGACAGACCUUCGGAUCUCCUUUCAACAGAGUCGUGUAGGACAGAAACAGACUGCCAGAGAUGAUAAAUCUGGGGAGAAGUCACAAGCGAGUGACAAUGUUCAGAAAACGAUGGCUCCUUCAGUUAAGAAAGAAGAUGAAGCGGGACCAUCAAAAGAUCUGCAGCAGGAAGUCGAAGAGAAAAAACACGCUUUCAAUUUUUGUAUAAACUCUAAGUCUAAGACAUAUUCAGUUGUGUGUACUACUUCCAUGACUGUGCUUGAGGCUCUUAAUACAAGCCAAUUUUUCAGUAUCGAAAAAGACAAACAGAAGAAAAAACUGAAAGAAAUACUCAUCCAAAGAUCCAAUGGAAAAGUUCCCAGAGCUGCUGUAAAGACCGAUUUCCCCUGCUGUCUUAUUGAAGAAGAUGAGAUCUUCGAUAUAACCUUCAUCCAAAAGGAUGGAAAUAGUUCUACAAAUCAACAAACAACUAUAGAUCCUUCACUCCUCAGUAAAAGAAGUAAACCUGAAACAUUAGUCACCUUUUUGGUUGAAAAAGAAGGAGGACCAAAAGUGACAUAUUUACUGAAGAGCGCAGCUUUGAGAAAAAGUGUUCGUUAUGUUUGUGUGUUUGCAUUCAAAGGAGAGGAAAUCAAAACUGCUCUUAAACGUGAUGGAAGAUUUAACGAUGUCAUUUUCGAGAAAACAUGUGCACUUUCUGAGUCUGGUACAGUGAUAAAACAUGAAUUUGUAUUACCUGUAACAAAAACGCUUAACAAAAAGACUUUCCAGGUAGUUGUUAGCCAUGACAACAAUCAGCUAAAGAGUCAGGAUGAUGUGACUCAUGUCAACACUGAGCCUAAUGAAGCUUCAGAUGCUGAUGCGGCAGAAAAUGGGCCAUGCCAGAAUCCCAUCAACACUGAGCAAGAAAAAAAACAGGAUGGAAACACAACAAAGUCUACCAAUCCUACGGUUUGUCUACCAAUGUCUACCUAUCAUGCUCUCUACCAAAAGCUGUAUGUAGCCAAACCCAUAGACAAAUCUGAAGAGAUUGCGAAAAUUCUGCGUGAUCAGUGUGAAGAUUUAUGGAAGACGGUAAAGCAGCGAGAGAACCUAAAGAACAAGUCUCAGGUCCAGAAGUUCUUCAGAGAAGAAUAUCAUAAAAGUGCUGAGAAUUUCUUGGAGGUGAAGAAAGUGAGGGAGCUCAUAAGACUCUCUGACUCUGUGUGUCAGAUUCGAGUCGGGGAGUCUCCCGUAGGAACCGGCUUCUUACUCUUCGACAGAUUCAUCCUCACUAAUGCUCAUGUUAUUGGAGAACUUGACACUUUCUCCAUGAAGACAUUCACUGCAGUAUUUGGAUAUGAAGGUUUGGAAGCAAAGGAGACCAAGCACAUACAAGUUAAACAACUCAUAGCUUCCUUUAACGGGAAAGAUGACAGCGGCAGGUAUCUUGACUACGCUCUUCUUGAAUUGGAUUCUGUUGGUGAAAUUGCAAAGUAUCCUAAAUUGCUCCGUUGUUACAGUCCAAACCCUCCUAACAGAGGUCAGAUCUGCAUUGUGGGACAUCCAGGAGAAGGGGUCAAGAAAAUGGACCCCUGCAUCAUCAUUGAGAGAGAGAAUCUACAAGAGGCUGCAGAUAAACACAAAUCUGAGAAUGAGCAUUUAAUUCAUGUUAUGAUGGAGGUGUGCGCCGAACAGAAAUGGGACCCUUUGGCAUAUAAAAACCAGAUUACUUAUAACUCUUGUUUCUUUCAUGGAUCUUCUGGCUCUCCAGUUUUUGAUGAACACUGCAAACUGAUUGGCAUCCACACUGGUGGCUAUAAGUACAAACAAGAACGUUCUAAAACUUGGAGCGUUAUGGAAUAUGGCUUUUCCAUGCAGCCUAUCCUGGAUAACAUUAAAGCACAGGCUAGAGCACAUUUCAAGGACAUAAAUGAGAUGGAUGAGUUUGUCAAUAACUUGGAAAGGGCUGCAGAGAAUCAGACUGACGUUGAAAUGGUUGAUGCCGAAGAGCUCAUAGAGUCUUGA
This is a messenger RNA of Rhinichthys klamathensis goyatoka, 2093 nucleotides long. Its product is annotated as serine protease FAM111A. The record is from RefSeq and is a predicted model, not a curated record. The transcript is spliced from 4 exons. NCBI's taxonomy places the organism in Eukaryota, Metazoa, Chordata, Actinopteri, Cypriniformes, Leuciscidae. The coding region runs from base 51 to 2093 and encodes 680 amino acids.